Molecule: messenger RNA, 1502 nt
Organism: Astyanax mexicanus (Mexican tetra)
Lineage: Eukaryota; Metazoa; Chordata; Actinopteri; Characiformes; Acestrorhamphidae
Gene: cdkn2d
Product: cyclin-dependent kinase inhibitor 2D (p19, inhibits CDK4)
Exons: 3
Coding region: 283-795 (170 amino acids)
Biological process (GO): regulation of cyclin-dependent protein serine/threonine kinase activity; negative regulation of cell population proliferation
Cellular component (GO): nucleus
Molecular function (GO): protein kinase binding; cyclin-dependent protein serine/threonine kinase inhibitor activity
Source: RefSeq, a predicted model, not a curated record
AGAUUCUGAUUGGUCGGCGAUGUUCCGACAACAUUUUGUGAAGUCACGAUAGAAAUAUUUUGUGCUCGCCGGACCGCUGCUGCUCCCAAGCGCGCAAAAUUAAAGAGGCGCCGCCGCCUGGAAACGCCUGGACCGCAGCGGGGUUGUUUGGCUUUAUUUAAACCGAGUAAACACUAAACAAACUGAGGAGCAGGAGGAUAUAAAGGAGCCGCGGAGCUAACGGUCGAUUCGACGGAGGACUGAAGAUUUAAAGCCGCAGAUAAGUCUUAAUCUGGAGCGACGAUGUUGAUUAAUGGGAAGGAGGCGGGGAGGAGUUUGACUUCAGCCGCGGCGAGAGGAGACGCAGCGGAGGUGCGGCUGAUACUGGAGGACUGCAGGGUUCACCCAGACACCGCCAACGAGUUCGGAAAAACAGCCUUACAGGUUAUGAUGAUGGGAAACACCAGCGUUGCUUGCCUGUUGCUGGAGAAAGGCGCUGACCCGAACAUACCGGACCGUUUCGGAAUAACACCAGCUCACGACGCGGCCAGAACAGGCUUUUUGGAAACACUCCAUGUCCUAGUGGACUACGGCGCUUCUGUCAAUACCCCCGAUCAGUUUGGAGCCUUACCCAUCCACCACGCCAUUCGAGAGGGCUACAGAGAUGUGGUGGAGUAUUUAGCUCCAUGUUCAAACCUCGCGCAUGAAGAUAAAGAAGGGAACAAUGCAUUGGACAUUGCCAAUGCCACAUGCCCUCCAGAUAUGGUAGAACUGUUAAAACGGCAGCUCGAGUCCACCUUGGCUUUUCAGUCGUAGUGAAGGGGUCUAGAAACAUCUAGAAUGUGACUCCUUAAAACAAUUCUUAAGUUCUAGAGCCCAGUCCUUCGGGGGAGGGGCACACUUUUUUGUUUGUUUUUAUUUGUGUACAAUACUAGAUUAUUAUAUGUUGACUUAUUUUAAUAGAUGAUUAAUUGUUCAUUUGUAUAGUUAAAUCAGAAUACUAGGUGAAGAAUGUAGCAGCAGCAGUUUUGCACAGAGCAAAGUACCGGAGUUGGUAUUGUGGGACUCUUUCUCUGUCCAGCAAUCCAGGUGUUUGCCAUGCACAAUUGUACAUAGCUCUUUUUUCAUCCUUUUACAGCCAACAUUACAUUUACUGCACAUGUUUGUGCAGAAAACUUGAACUGUUAACCUUUUUUAAAAAAAAAAAAAAAAACUAAACAAACAAAAAAAUUAAAAUUACUGUUGCCUUCACUCACUUAGUGAGGUUUGCAACAUGCACUGAUGAACGUAGAUUAUUUACUUAGUUUGUGGUUGUUUUUGUGUUAAAUCUUUAGUGAUGUGUAUAUAACAUUUUAUGAGAAUAUUGACUUAUUUAUUGAGAAAUUGUAAAUAGACAUUUAUGUUUACUGUGGGAUUUCUGAUGUUAUUUAUAAAAUUUCUUCCUCACCUUUUUGCCCCGCCCCUUUGAUUUGAUGUAUUGUUAUUUCAUGAAUUAUUUGGGACAAUUAAAUACUUAAACGUGA